AGGGCUUCAUAAACCUCCACUCACUAGUUUUUCUAAUGGUGUUUUAGCCAGAGGAGUUACAGUGAGCUACACGUCCAUCUCUCCUUUUUCCUGGACAGCGUGUGAAACAAUAACCUGCAUUUAUCAUGCUGUGCCACAUAACUCGUCCGGACUCCGUGGUUGUGGAAGUUGAGGUGGACCUAAAAGCAAACGGAGAGGACAUUCUCAAUAAGGUAUGCUGGAAGAUGGGGAUCAUAGAGGUGGAUUAUUUUGGACUCCAGUUCACUGGUACUAAGGGAGAGGUUUUAUGGCUGAAUCUCAGAAACAGGAUCUCUCAACAAGUAGACAGCGUGUCCCCCUGCAGACUGAGGCUGCGAGUGAAGUUCUUUGUUGAGCCUCAUCUCAUUCUGCAAGAGCAGACAAGACAUUUGUUUCUAUUGCAUUUGAAGAAGGAGCUUUUCAAAGGAAGUUUGCGAUUGGACACAGAGAAGGCUAUAGAGCUCUGUGCGUUAUUGGCUCAGGCAGAGUUUGGAGAUUACAACCAUAACAUGGCCAAGUACUGCUACUCCCAGAUCUAUCAAGGUCAAGAACCCAGCCAUGAAACUAUUAACAAUAUUUGUUGGAGGCAUAAAGAGUUGGAGGGUGUCAGUCAAUCUUCAGCGGAAUAUCAAGCCCUGCAGCUAGUUUCCUCCCUCAACAACUAUGGUGUAGAUUGGCACUCUGCCCGUGACUCUGAGGGACAGGAGCUGCUCCUAGGGGUCGGACCAGAGGGCCUCUUUGUCAGCAAAACAGAUUUCACUCCUCUUGAAAGGUUUAGACAUGAAAACAAUGAUAAGAUAUCUCAUAGGCUCAUUAUGAAAUGCAUGUUUCAAUACUAUUACAUGAUUUAUUUCAGAAUCAUAUAUCCAGUCAUUCAAAUGGCCACUCAAUCUGGAAAGAAUGUAUAUGUGAGCAUCACAAAGGACAGUGGGGACAGUGUGGUGCUCCUCUUUAAGUUCAUCAGCCCCAGUGCUGCCAAUGGACUGUAUCGUGCUAUCACAGAGAUCCAUGCCUUUUACAGGUGUGACACUGUUAUGAGCACAGUGAAGAUGCAAUACAGUCGGGACUUUAAGGGUCACCUGGCCUCCCUCUUCCUUAACGAGAGCAUUGACCUUGGUAAACGUUACAUGUUCGAUAUCCAGCGGACGUCCAAAGAAGUGUAUGACCGUGCCCGGCGUGCCCUUUUCAAAGCAGGGAUGACUGUACCUAAAUGUGGGGCCCCAAGAGACAGCUGCAGUCCCUCGUCCUCUCCGCUGAGGCAUGUGAAAGUUGCGAGGGAGGAGAGGACGUGCAUGAGCUGCAGAGAAACUCACAUUCUGAAGGAGAAGCUCCAAAGUCUACAAGAGGCCCUGACCUGCAUUCUUUGCUGUGAAGAACAGAUCAAUGCUGCCUUCUGUCCUUGUGGCCACAUGUUCUGCUGCUAUAACUGUGCCAGCCAACUUCAGUGUUGCCCAGUUUGCCGCUCAGAGGUGGACCGUGUUCAGCUUGUUUAUUUACCCACCUGUGCCAGUCUACUUGGCCUGGCAGAGGCAAAAACUCUCCCCUACAAUAUGCCCAGAGGGACUACCAUCUCCAAGGACUGUGGCAAUAAAGAAAAGAUUUGCCAGAUGUAGGAUGGAUAGUAUCUUCACACCGCACAUGGACUGGUACACUACUAGCCACAUACUCCUUAGAAAGUAAUUAAAAAUUGUUAUAAUAAAAUAUUCUGUGGUUCUAUGGAGUCAGCAUAAAGAGAUAGUAAUUCACACAAAAAUGACAAUUUUGUCAUUUAAUCACCCACAUGUUGUUCUUCCAUGAAGCACAAAGGAAAAUGUCAGGGACUGACAGCCUUAGUCCCCAUUCACUUUCAUUGUAUGGUAAAAAGGUGCAAUAAAAGGGAAUGAUGUGAUUUUACAGUAAGGCUAUCCGUAAGUACCUUGAGAAAUAACAACUGAACUGUCAGUGCUGCAAUAUUCUCCAAACUACAGAAGUAUAGACAAUAUAUUUUUAUUUAUGUUUCUUGUUUAUUCAAAGGCUAAUCAAACUUUACAGAAGUAAAUAAAUAUUUAAAACUGCAGGGAAAAAAACAGUAUGCCAGCAAAGCCCUAAUAGAGAGUGUAUGGUGUUAGAAUACAAUGCAAAGAGGCAAAUAUUUGCAGGGUACACAAAAUGUAUUAUAUGAUGCUUUAAUGCUAUUUAAUACUGUAAUACUGAGCUACAAAAUAUCAUAAUUACAUAAUGUGUAAGAUCUUACUUUUUGGAGAAAUGUCCUCUGGUCUGAUGAAACAACAACGGAACUGUUUGGCCAUAAUAACCAUCGUUAUGUUUGGAGGAAAAAGGGCGAGGCUUUCAAGCUGAAGAACACCAUCCCAACCGUGAAGUAUGGGUGCUUUGCUGCAGGAGGGACUGGUGCAAUUCACAAAAUAGAUGGCAUCAUGAGGAAGGAAAAUGAUGUGUAUGUAUUGAAGCAAUAUCUCAAAACAUCAGCCAGGAAGUUAAAGCUCUGUCACAAAUGGGUCUUCCAAAUGGACAAUGACCCCAAGCAUACCUCCAAAGUUGUGGCAAAAUGGCUUAAGGACAACAAAGUCAAGGUAUUGGAGUGACCAUCACAAAGCCCUGACCUCAAUCUGAUAGAAAAUUUGUGUGCAGAACUGAAAAAGCAUGUGCGAGCAAGGAGGCCUACUAACCUGACUCCGUUACACCAGUUCUGUCUGGAGGAAUGGGCCAAAAUUCCAGCAACUUAUUGUGAGAAACUUGUGGAAGGCUACCCAAAACGUUUGACCCAAGUUAAACAAUUUAAAGGCAAUGCUACCAAAUACUAACAAACUGUAUGUAAACUUCUGACUCACUGGGAAUGUGAUGAAAGAAAUAAAAGCUGAAAUAAAUCAUUCUCUCUACUAUUAUUCUGACAUUUCACAUUCUUAAAAUAAAGUAGUGAUCCUAACUGACCUAAGACAGGGAAUGUUUUCUAUGAUUAAAUGUCAGGAAUUGUGAAAAACUGAGUUUAAAUGUAUUUGGCUAAGGUGCAUGUAAACUUCUGACUUCAACUGUAAGUUCUAGCAAACAUUUAUACGUUGUCCUGAUUGUAUUAGGAUGCAUUAUGUGGUCAUUCUGCACAAGUAUGGUUAACACUGCACACCAAGAAGAAUUUUUAAAAGGGAUUUAUCUAAGCGUGUAUAUGCAUUUUUACCUUACAAACAUUAGGUAAAUUCCAAGAAUUCCAAUAACAAAAGGGCCAACUAACACAAAUAAAUGUAUCCUCUUCUAUACUGACACGCAUUUAAGUUUUGUUUUUGGUAUAAAAUAAAGAGUUUAU
This is a messenger RNA of Myxocyprinus asiaticus (Chinese sucker), 3313 nucleotides long. Its product is annotated as E3 ubiquitin-protein ligase MYLIP-B-like. Lineage: Eukaryota; Metazoa; Chordata; Actinopteri; Cypriniformes; Catostomidae. Gene Ontology annotation, molecular function: ubiquitin-protein transferase activity. The record is from RefSeq and is a predicted model, not a curated record. Gene Ontology annotation, cellular component: cytoskeleton. The coding region runs from base 126 to 1631 and encodes 501 amino acids. Gene Ontology annotation, biological process: ubiquitin-dependent protein catabolic process. The transcript has 6 exons.